GAUAUGUUACCGUCAAAUCGGCAGAUGAGAGAAUAGAGAUUUGUAGAGAUCUAUAGCAUAGUUGGCGCCCGGCUAAUACUGUGACACAAACAUCGAUGCUAGAUACCUAGGGUGACAUUCAGAUGACCACUUGAGCUUGCUCACAAACCAUUUCUUCCCAAACGGGAUAGUAUAUAUAUAUAUAUGUAUAUAUGUAUAUAUCUGGGCAUCUCUUCAUCAUCAGAUGGUUAGGUAUGUUGAGUUCCACAAAUUUGUUAAGGUAGGUCUGUCGCACCUUCUCACGUUGACCAGAUCAGGUCGGCCAUCGGCACAUAUGAAAUACCUAUCUAGGCACCAAAAUGGCAGUUGCACCUUCCAUGUUACCUCAUGUCGAGGAUUCACCUGUGGCUCGUUGCUUCCCCCUCAGGCGGGCAGUCACCAUGGACGGUCCCGAAUCCGGAAGAAGUCAGCUGUCUUUUGUUCUCGUUUGCUGUCGUUUGUUGUCCUCUUCUCACGACAACUUCAUCAUCACCCAUUUCGGGGACCUGGUCUCCCACCCCCGUCUUUCUCUAUGUCUUGGACACACAACGUUCAGCAAUAGCUCUGCCGAGCCCCGAAGCGAUUGAUUGAUUACGGUAUCGAUCUAUGACUCGGGCUUUUUUUGGUGCUGGAGAGGUUCCAGGUUUAUCAUGGAGCCGCCCAUACACAUCACGCGGCGGUCCCGAAGCCACGGCGCUCUCAACAGAAGCUAUUCGAGUACAUCCGCUUCCGAUUCGUCUCGUCUCCAUCGACCACGUCGUGCCCAUUCCCGUCAGCAGCUGCGCAGCGUCAACGAGAACUCAUCUCUACUUGUGUCCCCAGGUCCCCUGGAGAGCAUGCUCAAGACCACCACCGAGACAGGGGAUAUCGGUUUGUUCUCCAUCAGACCAGCUCGCUCGUCAGGGAAUUUGCAUGCUUCUUCACCCCGUCGGAGACCAGCUUAUGGCGGAACACCGCUCAACAGACGUCCCAAUGGCGAUGGGAUGAGGAGUUAUAGUCUCCGGGACGACCGAAGAUGGCUACCAUCAUAUCGAGACACCACAUCCGAGAUCAUCUCCAUGUACGGAUCCGAUAGCCGGUACUCUGCCUCCGCCUCCAGCGCACUUACACGCCCGUGUGACGACAUGGGAAAUAGGUCUUACUCCAUGACAACGUGUAGCUCACACCGCCCGCCGAGUCAAAAAGCAUCAGGGGACCUCCAGAGCCAGCAGCAGGAAGGCUAUCUCCAGAGGCCUCGCUCUCCCUACCCAUACCCAACGAGGCUGAAACGGCCAGGGGUUCGGCCCGCUUCACCAGCCUUGACGGAGAAUGGGGCCGUCGAUUAUAGUAAAAUGGUUGGGAUUGAUAGGGUGUCUCUCCGCACCGUUCACGGUUCGUACAAGCCGACCUAUCCUCAGUAUGGCAAUCGACAGGUACCACGGCUUCGCCAGGAUGGCACCAGCUCAAGUGAAUCGUUUUCGAGUUACGCUGCGGCCGAGAAGCAUAGUCUUUCUGCCGGCCUGCCCCUGUCCCCCGCUCCGUGGGGCCAUCGUUACCGCGGUCGUCUUGGGAGCAGCGCAUCUGAACACAGCCUUAGGACUUCUAGUUUAACAUCGAUUCUUAACAUGUACCAACGUUCGACGUGUGGGCCACCGACCCGGGACCCGUCUCUUCGCGUGAAACCACCGGGCACCUUCUAUUACGAUUACUCGGAAGGUUUCGAUUACACGAAUGAUAGCCCUCCGCCGUUACCUGACCUUCCCUCUGACAUUGUAACCCGCUCCACGAGUGUUUGUCAGUCGCGGGAUAUGGAUAAUGUCGUCAAGCAUCACUGCCCACCUUCCGGGCCAACACUGCGCUCCGAGGAAGACAUCCCAAGCCUUGGGACGCAAGCCCGGAAUUCGGAGGAACUCGAUUCGCAAAGCCGAAAAGAUAAACUUAGCCCUCAAGACACACCAAGGCAGAAGCCCCAGAACGAAGAAUCCAAUGCUGAUAGUCUGGACGAAGACAGCUCUCGGUUCGAUGCUGAGCGUUCUCCUCUUUCGCACUCACGAAGAUACGAAGAAGAAGAAGAAUGGAGUGUCGGAACAGCAGUCGUUCGUCGACGACAAAACACGAGUCUGACCGUCAGGAGUGACUUGCAGUUCUCAACACCGAAAGCCGUGCGAGUUUCUACCAUUAGAAGCUAUGAAGAGAAUAUGCGGCGCCUGGCAGUUUCUCCCCCUAAGCUGGGUCCCUUGGCAGACUACACUCACAGUUCCUCGCCGGCCCAUUAUCGUCAGAGGAGAGCUGUAUCCUCACCGCUCAGAGUUCAGACGCGGCGAAACACGGCAUAUCCAAGAGGUUUCGGUCACUGCGGGCUUGCAUCAAUGGAAGAGUCGUCGGAUGGAAUCGUCGGCACAGAUGCACAGGAUGAGUUUGCGACAUCAGAAGACGGCAUGGUCCAUUCAAAUACGUAUCUCUCGAGUCUGCCAGCCGCGGAAACGGGUGGUCAUUUUCUUCGGCCUUUACAUGUGGACGACCCAGCAUCCCGAGGCCACAAAAGAAAUCUUGCGAUGCACACGAUAAACACCAACGACCUGCGGAAUCUGACCGAGGCUGAAAUCGGCUCGAUCGUUGACCGCUCCCGAACGCCCAUGUUGGCACCACAUCCCAUCUCGCCAGCAAGGCAACUCCGGCUACAGAACAGCGUGCCGCAGCUCAUGAAGGCCUUGCCUCGGUCGCCGGGUAUUCCUGUUCGAAGCGAAUCUUGUUUCGCCAACUUUUACAGUCAAGAUCUCGAAUACAUAACGGGCUUUUCUACCCCUGAUCCUUCUAGCUUCGGUGUCGAGCAACCAACUAUGGUUGCCCCCAUGUUCCCAUACGGCUCAGAUCAACAGGAGCCAAAGUUCAAGACGCCGUCUUCGCCGUUGGCUUCUGCCGUGGUUCCAGAAGAGCUAGGAGAUGAUGGAGUAUAUGCUGAUUCGAGAGAGAAGCCAAGGCGCUCGGGCUCACGAAACAGUUCGCGAAAUAGUAAGCUGAAGCUCAAGGUUUCCCGAGGUGCUCUCAACAAAAUGCAUGCGGAAGGCAUCGGAGGCAGGAGCAACACGGCCGCUGGGCCAGCAGGAGAAUGGUCUGGGCCACAUCCCAAACCACGGGGUCGGCCUUCCAGAAACCACAUGAAUCCAGGGGUAACAAACAUGGACAGCCUGGUAGAGUCAGCCGCAGAAGCCGAGAAGACUGACACAUGCGAUCAAGAGGUUGCUUUCCUCGACAGCCCUUGUUCAAGCAUUCCGGCGCCUGCAAUACCAGACUCUCACCAAGAUGAUGUUGGCGAUAAGCCAUCACCGGCCACACAGGGUCCUAGGGAAGUGACUAGUCCAACGGCUCGGAGUGAGGCGCGGAGCUCACUUCCACACGACAGCUGCGUCAGUGGGCAAUCGCCCCGAGGGCUGAAGAAACGCUUCCCGGAUUUACGAGUUCGCCUGGCGGAGUCCCGGUUGAGGUCGGCCGAAACACUGACUCCAGACGGUAGGAUAGGGGAGGUGAUUGAGGUGGUCCUUACUCCUCCUGUCGAGGCACCCAUGUCGGAGUCUGGGCAUGGCUCCAAGGUGAAUCUGACGACGAAAGAUGGAGACGGUGAUAACAACGCCAGUGAUGAGGGAGCUGCUGGGAAGCAUCAAGGAAAAGGGUUCAGGGGGAGGAUGUCAAGAUGGUUCAAGGUUGCGAGGCAGGCGGUUAUGGGGGCCUGUAGUGGGUCGGGGAAACGAGGUUGA
Molecule: messenger RNA, 3752 nt
Organism: Podospora pseudopauciseta
Lineage: Eukaryota; Fungi; Ascomycota; Sordariomycetes; Sordariales; Podosporaceae
Exons: 2
Coding region: 669-3752 (1027 amino acids)
Source: RefSeq, a predicted model, not a curated record